Molecule: messenger RNA, 14234 nt
Organism: Dunckerocampus dactyliophorus (ringed pipefish)
Lineage: Eukaryota; Metazoa; Chordata; Actinopteri; Syngnathiformes; Syngnathidae
Gene: rab27b
Product: RAB27B, member RAS oncogene family
Exons: 6
Coding region: 253-909 (218 amino acids)
Biological process (GO): positive regulation of exocytosis; melanosome transport
Cellular component (GO): secretory granule; melanosome
Molecular function (GO): GTPase activity; GTP binding
Source: RefSeq, a predicted model, not a curated record
AAAGCGGAGCUUCCUGCAUAACCGGCUGAGCUGCACUUGUUAGCAUGCCCCUCAGUGGACACUUGCGCCGACUUGUGAUCACUUUGGCCGGUCUGUGCGCGGAAUUCCCUCUCCAUUAGGACUGUGGGAGCGAUGCGACGCCUUGGAGGAGCAGGAAAAGGAGAAGAACUGGCCAAACAGCAGCAGCCACCUGAGAGGAAGAUCUGAGUUUGUCUUUCUGCCGUCAAAGAAAGGUUUCUAUUGGUCAUCACGAUGACUGAUGGGGAUUAUGACUACCUGAUAAAACUCCUUGCCCUGGGAGACUCCGGUGUCGGGAAGACAACGUUCCUGUACCGAUACACAGAUAAUAAGUUCAACCCCAAGUUCAUCACCACAGUCGGCAUCGACUUCAGGGAAAAGAGAGUGGUGUACACUGCAUCCAACCCUAAUGGGAUGACAGCAGGAAAAAGCUUCAACGUCCAUCUCCAGCUUUGGGACACAGCUGGGCAGGAAAGGUUCCGCAGCCUGACAACGGCGUUCUUCAGGGACGCCAUGGGCUUCCUGCUGAUGUUCGAUCUCACCAGCCAGCAGAGUUUCCUCAAUGUCAGAAACUGGAUGAGUCAACUACAGGCCAACGCCUACUGUGAGAACCCAGAUAUAGUGUUGGUUGGAAACAAAGCAGACCUGGCAGACCAGCGCGAGGUUCAGGAAAAACAAGCAAAGGAGUUGGCAGACAAAUACGGGAUCCCAUAUUUCGAGACGAGUGCAGCAACCGGGGUGGAAGUGGACAAGUCGGUGAUCACGCUGUUGGACCUGGUGAUGAAGAGGAUGGAGCAGUGUGUGGACAAACCACCUGCCGAGCCUUCUAACGGCACGGGCACCACAAAGCUGUCCACCGCACCGCCCGACGAGAAGAAAUGUGCAUGCUAGAUGAAGAGUUGAUUCAGGAAAUGACCUUUGACUUGAUCUGUCUCUCCUCACCUUUGCUUGCAUGCGUCUUCUUGUCCACCGUUUGUUGCCAAAACUGUCCAUGAUCAACGAUUACUUUCUUUUCCACUCCUUUCUUCCUUUGCCACGCUGACAUUAAAACAAAGCUAGUGCCCCCUCUAAUGGUGGUUAAAGCUACUGCAGUCAGUUGGCCUGUGUCACUUGAGGGGGAGGAAAAGACAUUUUACUGUGCCUAAUUGAACCUGCAGUCUGCUAUUCAGCCCUGCAUGGUCCCAGUCUCUGCUCGCUGGUGGAUUAAAUGGUCUGAUCACUUUCUGAUCGUAUGGCAGUCGUAGUAAUACUGGGACUUGUUUAAGAGCUAAGAAAUGUUCUAAAUACCAAUCCAGAUUUCUGCUUGACUUCCAAACACAUUGCUUCCUGUUAUGGCUGACACCGCAACCAGUUUAAACGGAAUUAACUGGCCCUCACGAUCAUAUCGAGCAGCCCCGUCUGUGCCAAUGUGUGGUUAUUCAAGGUUUUUCCCCAUUGCACAAUGGUUUCUAUGCUGGGCCUUUAUUACCCACUCAAGCCAGGGUUUGGUUUGGUUCCACAUUUUGCCUGAAUUUCUAGCAACGGUUGUGGCCGCAGCGUGUAUCGUUCAUCGUGAAAGCCACCACUAGCUUGCAUCAUUCUGAUAUAUACAGUGGAUUCAGCAUUUUUUUUCUGUUUUUUCCACAGAAAACACAUCUCGUUCACCAUAGGUUGGUAAUAAUUUAUAAAUAUGUGAUGAUACAGCCAGUCCGGGGUGUUCCCUGCCUCUCUCCCGAAGUCUGCUGGGAUAGGCUCCAGCAUACCUGCGACCCUAGUGAGGGUAAGCGGCAAAGAAGAUGGAUGGAGGGUGAUGAUCCAGGUAACAUGUACAGAAUACAUGUACCACUGUUAAAAAAAACACCCACCAUUUGUUACAUGUUUGUCUUUAUGCUUCUCUGAUAAUGUUUUUUCAUCAAGCGUUGAGAUUUCGCACUUUGUUCGGCGGUCAUGGAAUGCACCAUAGUUGUGUACUGUGACUGUCUACACCGCGACUCCGAUUCCAUCUGUUAAUCGAUUAUUUUACAUUACCAUUCAUUAGUGGUGAGUACCUAUACAUUUUAUACUUUAAAUGUGUUUCAUAAGUGUGUGAGGCAUAUUGAAGAGAGAAGGGGGGGUCCAAUAAUUACAAGAGUCACUCUUAUUGCAAAUGUUAAUCCAAAAUCAGAGGAGAACAUCAGCUGGAGGGUUUUUAGGGUGAGCGAGCCAUGUGACAAAAAUAGACAUUUUUAUGGUUGUCUCAGUUACUUGUGUUUUUUUGCCAUUCGCUGGUGGUCCUGGAACACAACCCAAGCGAAAAACGUGAUUAUUUAAAAUAAAUAAACUGCAAGAAUGAUUAUAAUAAAACUGCAUUAAGUAUUGGUGAGGAGCCAUCCAUUCAUUUUCUAUACUCUUUGUCCUCAUUAGAGCUGGAGCCUAUCCCGGCUGACUUUGGGAAAGAGACAUGGUACACCCUCAUCUGGUCCCCAUUCAAUCACAGAGCACAUACAGUAUAUACAAACGAGAUGUUUUGGGGAUGUGGGAGGAAGCUGGAGUACCCGGAGAAAACACACACAAGGACAGGGAGAUUAUACAAAGCAACACAGACAUGUUCCAACUGAGAUUCAAACCCGGAUCUCCUGUCUGUGAGGCAGACAUGCUAACCACUAGGUCACCGUGCGGCACUGAUGGCAUCAAUGGAACCGUUCACCUUUUUGUUUGUCAAGAAGUUGUCUGCGAACCUCUGUGGGUUUCUACCUAAGACCAGAUACUGACUUUCUAAGUGGUUUUCAAUACAGUCAAACCUCGGUUGUCACGCGCCCGAGCAUCAUUGCAUUUUUGUGCCCUGUACUGUAUUGUUCCGCGAAAUCAAAUGCCCAAACAAAGCACAUUAGACGCUAGUGACUUACUGACCGUGCUUUUUUUGGUCUUUAUUGAGUAUGACUGCAAAAUAACCCACCAUCGGGCCAAAAAAGUUGGGAGUGCCAGCAAUUUGAUAAAGAAGGUGACAAACACUAUUGAAUUUGAGCUCUCCGGGACAAUAUGUUUCAUCUAUUUGUCAUUUAUAAUUAUUUUGUAUUGUUUUCUGCAUGUAAAAAAUUCUUUAAAAUGUAUAUUUUGGGUUUUCGCGGGACCUUUUUGGAACAAAUUAACAAGGUAACCAAGGUAAAUAUUCAUGAUCCCUGUUAUAUGAUGCAGAACUUUGUUACAUUUUACAACAACGCCGUGUACCUUUAGAAACUUAAUUAUAUCAAUUUAUUACAAAUGUUAUGACAAAUCAAAUGCAUGGGCUUGUCCACAUCGAUAUCGGCCUCCGGGUGGAGCAUUGCUCAAAGUCAGCUGGGAUAGGCUCCGGUUCCCUCGUGAUCCUGAACAGGAUGAGCUUGUGCAAACGUAUUUUUGCUGAAAGAAAUGCAAAAAAAGUGAAGCAUGAUACAGUAAUAUGCUUACACCGCCUGCAUUUUAGUGGGAAUUAAAGCCAAAUGUGUUAGGCAUUGUUGUUGUUUUGCGUACAUUAGCGUUGAUACUGUCACACCCAUAUGCCUGCAGCAUGGAACAUGUGCAAUGGAGGAAAAAUAUAUUCAUAUCCAUGAUAGCCAUGCUUGUUUAAUAUAUCGAUGAUAAUAAUGUGGAAGUCAACAUUUUACACGUAAUAAAAUAUUUUUCAAGAGGAGCUAUUUAAAUUCAUAUUUGACAUUCUGCACAGUAGGGGUGGCCAUACUGCAAAUGUUGGUAUCGAUCCGAUACCAAGUCAAUACAGGGCCAGUAUUGCAGAUACUGAAACUAAUACUUGAAGUUUUUACAACCUCGCUGAAUGAUUUUUCCGUUAUAUUGUGGAUUCUGAUUAUAAUCACAAUAAAAGACAGUACAAAGACUUUAGGCAACAAAAAACCUUACGUGUGAACAGAACAAUACAUAAACGCAGCCAUUAUGGCCUCUUAUUCCAGAUCAUUUUUAAAAAUUAGUUUCCACAGUGAGUCGAUCACACGAAUGGUUUUGACUUACUUUUUACGCAGGAUGCAACCAUGAGUGGCACUCAAACCCUCGCCCUCAGCCAUGAAGUGCAGACGUGUGCCACACCUACCCCUACCACACCAUUGUUGCAUGUGGAUGUUAACUAACAUAAGUGAACGAAAGCAAAAACUACUACAGGCUCUUUCAAAUCGUUUUUGCCGGCAAAGCCCUCCUGUGUCCAAGGAAAGUGACCAACUGAACAGAGACGAGUACCUUCCUUCAUUCACUUCAUUGCUGGGUUGCAACCAUGUGACAUAGAGACGGUCCGGUCCGCGUCACGUCCAGUGAUGGGGGAGGAUUUGGCAGAUCAAUGCGACUAACAGUGGAUGCCUUUGACAUAAUUUGCUCCAAUUGUGUGUGCGUGUGCGCAUAUUUUGUUUCAUAAAGACAUGAAAUAGUUGAAAACAAGGUGAUCAGUCAGUGAUGAACACGUGUUAGACACGUCCAUCCAUUCAUUUUCUCUUCCGCUUAUCCGGGGUCGGGUCACGGGGGCAGCAGACUAAGCAGGGAAUCCCAGACUUCUACUACACAGUUCCUCCCGGCAGGCUUUCCCCUCUCUUUUAAAUGUUACUGUUCCAUCUUAUUGUCUUGCAACAGAGCAGCCUUUGUAAUCUUGGUGAUUUAUUUAUGCUGUUUAUUGAAUAAUGAUGCACUUCUACACUUGGAUUUAACAUUUAGAUGAGGCGAUAUGACGAAAUGAUGAAUCUGUAGUUUUCUGUUGUGGGACAAUUCUUUCUGCAUUUCAGAUUUUCACAACAAUUUCUUCUAACAAUAUUUUAACUUUGGUCUUAGUAUCAAUUUUGCUUGUCAGUUAAACUCGUGUUUAGACUCUGCUCCACUUGACGGGAGAGCAGGGGCGUAUUUAGUCUUCGUAUUUAGUUUUUUUUUUUUUUUUUUUACAUUUUUACAAAAUAUGUUUAUGGAAUUUAGACCACUUUCUUUCCUGCUUUUGAGCUGUGUUACAGUUAUCUCCCAGCUGAAGUUGCUAGUUACAUAGCUCGCCCUCCACUCCCCCCCAAAACAACAUGAACUAUUCAUGUUUACCAUCUUCUAACAAGUGUGAAUGAGAAAAUUCCCCUAUUUACUGAACUAGAUAAAGCCCUUGAAAUCCUCCUGGGGGGUUAUUAUUACCCAAGUCAAUCAUCUCAACGCUUUUACUGUAAUUGAUAAGAACAUUGAGCAACAUUUACUAUAGUUUCCCAUUUUAAUACCCACGUCAUUGUGGUGAAAAGCGCCACUCGGCUUCAUUUCUAUGGUUCUCGGUUGACACUAUCAGUAGCGGUGCUGCUGUACUCGGACCUUGUGACUGUGGAAAAGGCUGACACCUUCGAUAGUUUUGAUAAAACAUUUAAAAAAAAAAACAAACUGUUUUCCACUCGCCUGGCUGUGCCUCCUCUUCGAUACACUGGGGUAACUCCACACCAACAAGUUUGCUUGCCUCGCUCGGGUCUUCCAGACAUGCGCGGUAACAUGGAAUAGUCCAUUGCAUGAGAAGGGAGGGGCAGCGGUCAAAACACUUAUGAAAGACUACACAUUUUGAUGUAGUUUUCAGUUCGCGAAUUAAGACUAAAACAGUAGCAUGUAAUAUAAAAUGGACAAAAAAAACGUUUUUAUGAGACGUUUGGGGCCCCCCGGCAAUUGCCUGUGUUUGCAUAAUGGUAGGUCCGCCCCUUUGAGAGAGAGAGGCUCAGCAGCCACCUUUCUCUGCGUUUUGGUUGUUUCUUGAGCGUUUUUUCCCCUUCCGAUGGCCUAUCAUAGUGAUAACUUUGCAAAAACAGUGCAUGUUUACUGAAGUUUCGCUUUUAACUCCACAGACAACCGGAUGUGACGUCGCGUGCAACCCAGCAAUUAACAAUCUUACACAAAAACAGUAUUUUUUGGGUUUUUUUUUUUGCAUUUUCAAAACUGGUAAAAGUGUUGCAUGUGGCAAGGAAGAUGUCAAAUUAUCGGUAUCUUUUCUUUUCACCUAUAUGUCACUAGUCCGGUCAGCCCCCCCCAAAUGACACACACUACUCACAUAAAGUUCAGGAUGUUUGGCUUUGGGGUGAAAUUUCAGGAUGAAACUUUAAAAAAAAAAAAAAGCACUGUAACUUUCACAGGUGAACUUAAUUUGACCUCCUGUAAACCUUUGAAUGCACAAUCCAGCUGCUCAACGUUUCAGUUCUUUUUGCAAAUCACAAAAGUGAAAUUGUUCAUACUAAGUUUCACCCCAAAGCCGAACAUCCUGAACUUUUUGUGAGUGGUGUAUUAAACAUAAGUUGAAGACUUUCUUGUUCUUCACUUAGUUUGCUUCCUUCCAAAACAGCACUUUGUGCUAUUAUUGUUUUAUUUGCGUCUACUUACACUCAUUGCUUGCUUAUAAAGACUUAAACGUAUCUGACAACGACAGUACUUACCUGCUUUUGUGCAAGUCAACAAUUUUUUUUGAAAUUGCGUGACACCUCCAACUGCCUUACAAGAUGAAAAGUAGUUUCCAAGUGUUGAUUUGCACAAGAAAUAAGAAAGACCUUCUUGCUAUCUUUGUAUUUCUUUUCUUCCCCAAAGAUGCUUGUAGGGCUAAAGUGGGUCAGCAGUUUAUCAUAAAUUCUAACAUUUCUGUGGCCCUUUUAGUAAGAAUACAGAAAAAAACAAGUUCUAUAUAUGAGAGUAUAUGAUAUGUUUAUUUCAGUCAUUUCAAAGUUUUGUAUCGUGCACCAUGGAUCUGUUUCAAAAGGUUUCUGUGCUUUGUCACCUUUAAUAUGCCAAUGUGCCAAAUCCAAAAAUAAAAAAAGAACUACAAAAAAGCAUUUUAUUUCAACUACCCUAAAUAAAAAUAUCACGUUAUGUGUGUGUGUGCCAACAUGGGAUGUCAAUGCUGUAUAAAAUAUACACAUGAACUUUUUUGCAUUUUUGCAACGAUACAGGGGUCGGCAACCCGCGGCUCCGGAGCCACAUGCGGCUCUUCAGUCUCCUUGAUGCGGCUCCCUUCGGUGAUUUUUUUUCAACAUCGAAGUAAGGGAAAUUUGCGUUUUCGAAAAGAGUGUGAAAUAUCCGACGCACCGCAAGUCCGUGGACGCAUCUAGACUGCAUUCUGACUGCUGAUUGGAUGAGUAAAAGAGGGGAACCUAGGCUAGUGUAUGCAUUGAGUCUCACUGUGGGAGAGAAAAAAGUUGAGUCUGAAGCAAGUUACGUAAAUUACGUAAAUUAAAUCAAUUUAACAAGAGCACAGAAAUCUGUUUUAUAACUACGUGUUCGGAGCCCGUGACACGCUAAUCACCGAGGUGGUGACUUCCAGGAGAGGCAGAUAGUGUGCUGCUGCAGCUGGCUGUGCACUCACCGCUCAGAACAAUAUGUGCUUUCGCUUUCACGUCUCUAAAUACCAGAAAAAUCUCCCAGCGACGUCAGGAGAAGUCUUUGCAUUUGUCGCUAGUCGCGUUUGAGAUAUUAAGUCACCCAGAGGGUUUGGAAAGUCGCCAGAUUUAGCGAGAAAAUCGCCACUGGGUUGCUCAUGAGAUGGGAAGCCAUUCACAAAUGGAGAAUACAUGAAAGAAUAGUUCAUAAAAAUAUCAGCGCAUCUCUUCUCUGAAUUAAAACUAAUAAACAGCAUAUUAUUGAGAAAAUGAAAGAAUGCGUCUCUUUGCAAAGACAGUCAAGGACAGGACCAAUAGAAUGGUUACUGAUGACAAUUUAGCGCAGGUAUGCGGAUAUGGGACUUUUUUUGUCUUAAAGUUGGCUACAUUUUGUUUGAAUUUUACACAAAUAUGGGAACCACACAGUAAGACUUAGAGUAAAGUGUUUAAAUGGUUUCAGAGUAGGCGUACAAAUGUAGGUGCACUUGUGUUUGAUUAAUUUUGUAACAAGUUUAUAAAUUGUGUAAUGUUUUGUGGCUCCCGACAUUUUUUUUUUUUUUUUUACUGAAAGGGGAGGCAAAAUGUCUCUUUUGAUGGUAAAGGUUGGCGGCCCCUGGACUAGGACGUCAUCUACACCUCCUGCAACUCACAACCACAAAUAGAUUGCAGUCCUGUGGGAGACACUGACUAUUAACAUAACAGUGUCGAAAUACUCAAGUGCAGUGCUAAAAUCUAAUAUGUUACUGUAUGUCUGUAAGUAAUGUGUAAUGCAUGUGAUAGAAACUGCAGCGCCAGUAAAGCAAGCACAGACACUGGUUUACUGUGGAGAAGAAUUUAUUUAGGGAACUUCUCACCAAAGAGAGAAUGUGGAAAAACAAUAAAUAUCCAGCAGAACCAGCAUACAUGUGUGUUAUUGCAAAAAAAAAAAAAAGGAAUACUAGUACCAUUUAAUGUGUAAAUGUAAAUAGCUUGUGUGAUGCAGAAAAACCAGCAAUAAAAUAUGAUAGCGAUGUCAUGAACCAAAAUGAAUGUAUUCCUAACAGCAUGAACAGUAAAAUACACCAGCAAAUGUAAACAAAAUAGAUAAUCCAGAUUAGAUCUGAAUAUUAGGUUUAUAAUAUAUUGCAUAUAUGUAAAAAUAAAGGUGGACUUGGUCGGCUCAAAGAACACAAAACUCAAUGGCCUGAAACUAAAUAUUGACUUUAACAAUCCAAAUGUACUCAUUUAAGUACUUUUUUUAAAAUCCUGCGAUGAAACCUUUCUUUUACAGUCUGGAUGUUAAAGCACAUGUUGAUGAGUUUUGUUUUGUUUUUCUUGAUACGAGGCACAAUAAGUAAGUUCCGUGCAGCAGUUACACCCCAUAAAAUACUUGAGUCAGCACUUUAGAAGUAUAUGUACAUAUAUGUUUCAUUCUCUAAAAUCACAUGUACCCCCUCAAGUGAUUAGAAAAGACAGAAAAUCCAGAAAAACACCAAUGACAUACACAACAUAAACACAAAAUACAUUCACUAUAAAUUAUUGUGUGAUUUUUUUUUCCCUCUCUUCGCUUUUAUGCCGUUUUCUGUCACAACCCUGCAAGAUGUGAGCAACCAGUAUGACCAAUGUGGAUUGUCACCAAGCUUCCGUGGGAAAAUCUAUCUAGAAUGGAUUUCGUGGACUAAAUGAUUGCAUCGAGUACAUCAAAUAACAAAUUCAAGUUUUAAUCACAGGUCCUAAUGUGUUUUUUUUUUAAAUUAUGAAACACAUUUUCAAAAAUAGAAUAGCACUUUUUUUUUUUUUUAGAGAAUAGGUGAUCAUGAAGCAUUUUUGAACCUGUUGUGUGUGUAUUUUUAUUGGAAUUCUUCUGUUUUCAUACAAUAUUGUAUACUUUUAUCUAACAGAGCUGCUGUGGUAAUGAUAGUUAGAUAGAUAGAUCGAAUCUUUCUUCCGGUAGCUUUCAACCUAAUAAAUAAAUGGGUACAUUGUUUUGGUUGCUGUGGUAGAAAGUUAGUACUGACAUGCUUUUAUUUUGAAGCUCAUUUUGCACUGAACAUGAUAUACUAUACUUCAACAUUUGCAUUUGGAAAGGGAAAUGUGAAAAUAUUUCCCAUAUAUUCCCUUAUUUUCCGGAUAAUUACCCUUUUUUUCAAAUACAAAUAUUGACAGGUAUAUCCAGUUCAGUGUAAAAUAAGCUUCAAAAUAAAAGCAUGCCAGUUAAAAGCCCUAAAGCCUAUGGCCUAAAGCCUCCCAACCUGCAUCGGGCGAUAGAAGCCAUGUACAGGGACACAAGAGCCAAUGUGAUAACGCGGGAUGGGUAAGCCGUUACUGGGCGGGAGCAGGAGCUUGGCUUCACCACUACACCUAGGAGGUCAAGAAGAAUCCCUGCUGUAGUCCUUGCAGACCUGGACUACGCAGAUGACAUCUGCCUGAUGUUUGAUGGUGUGGAGCAGGCACGGGAGCUCCUGAGCGGAGUGAAGGAAGAGUGGAACUCCCGAGAUGUAUGGAGGAUCGACGUGAUUGCACUUCCUGUGUGUGAGCCCAUCUGAGGGCGACCUCGAGAGUUGUUCUUGGAGCUUGCUGUGGUUCAAACACGGAUGCCGUCACCUUUGUUUGUUUUUUUGAGGAAAGUUCAAAUAUUGUGAGAGAAGGUCGAAAUACGGGUUGAAAGGUAUGCAACAGGAAGUCACUGUGUGCAUGUUUCCAUGUUCAACUGGACAGUAGUUAUGUCGCUGCUGGUGAUAACGAUGAAGUUACCAACUGAGCUCUUUAUCAUGGGAAUGACCCCUUUGGGUCUCAAACUAUAUGCCAACAAAAGUGGUGGACUAUGUAUGUCUAUGUCGACCUAAGCAGGUAGAAGAACACGGUGGGCCGGGACUUGAUGAGUUGUCGGGUUGUCGACUUAAGCGGGUUCCACUGUAUUAUUGACAGAUAUCCAAAGUCAGGUAUUGGAAUUGGAUCAGAAGUGAAAACGUGUAUCGGUGCAUCCCUAAUUGGAUGACAUAAGUGGCUGUAAUGUUUUUGGCGUGUGGGUACAUUGUGUACAUACACACCUUUUAGAGAUGUACAUGUAAAAGAACAAAGGAGGCAUCAUUCUGGUCAGCAUGUAACAUUUUGUGCAGCGGAUUGUUUGCUAUUCCAAUGUGCACUUAAACCGUAAAGAAUUUCAUGUCGCUGUACGGCUAAUUAGUGAAUGAAUGCACACGUGCUCUGUGACGUGGCAGUGGUACGUUACGAAUGUCUGCAUGAUUUCUACGAGAAGCGGGGCCCCCAUGAAAGCAGCGUGCAAUAUUUAAUACUAUGUUCUGAUGCAGGUGUGUGUUGAAGGCGCUGACAGUGCACGCCCGCCGGGAUCCUCCUCACUCUGGUCUAACACGCGGACGUCGGGCUGUGUUAAACCUCGGUGACCUUACUGAUCUGUUCCGGCACUUUCUCUUCUUUCUUCUCUUGCUGUUUCGGCUCUACUUCAUCGUCAUCGUCAACGCUGAGGUCCAGCCGCAGGUUAUCUAGAGUCUGACGAAUGGUCAGAGUAUCCUUUCGACUGAAGAGAGAGAGAGCGAGAAUAAUUACUAAUAUUUGUUUGUUUCUGCGGGUGCAGAAGGUGAAUGCACACCGGCAUUGCCGCAACCGGUGGUAUGGGUUCCUACAACAAAUCGUACGGCCAAAAAAAAAUCGUAUCUCCGGUUGUGACCUCAGCUUUAGAGUCACAAGAAACACCGUCUAAACAAUGACUUUGGACAUGAAACCUUCAGCUGCUACGUGACGUAAGGUAAGUAUGUUUUUGGUCUUACUUUAUCUGCAGGUGUUGGUCGAGCAGUUGCCUCUGAAGUCGUCCGUUGGACUCCCUCUCCUCGGCCAGCUCCCGUUGGCUGUGACGCAACUGAGCGUCUCUCCGGCUCGCCUCUUCCUCUGCCUCGUUUAGCUGGCGCUUGAGAGAGCGGAUUCUCUGCGUCAUCUGUAUGACCGAUCAGAGAGACAUUAGGGAUGCGGGAGGGUGAAGUAGGCAUUAAAACUAAGCGGGGUUUCCCACAGGACUGUAAUCUAUUUGUGGUGGGGGUUUCGGCGAUUUCUUGUUUAAUUUGCAUAAUUUGGCCAUGAUGCACACUGUUGCCAAACCCUCAGUAAGAAAUGUAGCUAUUGGCUGUCCUAGAAGUCGCUAGAUGAUGUCAUUGGCUAAUUUGCAUAUUAUUUGCAUACGAUGUUUCAAACAGCAAACUUAAUUCUUAGUUUGUUCAUUUAAUUCAUUGUAUUCAUAAAAAUAAAAUAAUUGUAAUAUUUUAUCCCGGCCAGUGCCUCUCAAUAUCCAGACAGCGUAAUAAUUACAUCAGGACUCGCCUCCAGCCUCCACCUUUUAUCUUGCAGUUAGGAACACUUCUUUCAUUUAUCGUUGUGUGAUUCUCCCAUCACACGUUGUGACACACUGACAGAGUCCGAAUGAAGCUUGAGUGUAAUGAGUAGUAAUUUAAUGAAGAUUAAGAAACAUUUACGUUUUAGAUCCCGCUCUGUAAAACAGGGUGAGAUGCAUCCUGACGGCAUCGUGCCUCGCGCAUGCGUCAUUCAUGGAUGCGUGGAGCUCCACUAUGCUCUAAGUGUGGAGCUGACAGUGCACAGACGGCUUGUGACUGCUUCGGGACGUCUCAGCAGAAACCGCAGAACAAUACGUGCUUUCACUUUUAAGUCCCCAAAUACCAGAAAACUCUCCAACGACGCAAGAAAAAUUUGCUAGAUUUGUCUUUUGAGAAAAUACGUCGCCAAGUUUGGAAUCAUGAAAAGCAAAACAGAUACUGUAUGUUUACAAAUGAAAAUGAACUUCUUUUUGUGUUUUUUGGAUUUCACAAGCAAGACGGAGCCUUGUGAGUGCUUUUAGAUGCGUCCAAUAAGAUCAAAAUUGUUCGCUAGAUUUGUCACUAGUCACUUUUUUGAAAAACCACAUCUAAAGGUGUCUGUAUACUCACUAAAGUUGCCAACUGAUCCCUCAUGCUACGUCUUCUUAUUGGCAGACCGGGUGCGAGAUACGAUGCCAUCUACUGUGCAGCGUUGGAACGACAGGCUACUCUCACAGACAGUCCCAUAAAUAACAUGUUUAUGAACGCUAACAGGUAACACUAAAUCUAUUUGUGGUGGUCCACAUUUAUUGGUGGCGGUAAAAGAAACAUCUGUUAACAGAUAAGAGUGCCACAAACACACGUAAUGACACUCAAUGCAAUAUAACACUGUCAGGUUAAUUGACCUUUAUAAUUGUGGUUUUAGUUUGCAUUGUUGAACUGUAUUGCAUGUUUCUAAUAUUUUGGUUACCUUACUGGAAACAUGUAUUGAUUAGUUAUGUAGUGUAGUGUUACCAGGUCUUUUUGCUCAGCAGCUAUCCUGUGCUCCUCCUCCAUCUGAUCUCCAAGCUCAUUGAUCCUCCUCUCCAGUUUACCAAUGGUGUUGUUAAGGACAGCUUUACUCCUGCGUAAAGCACACAGGGGUUACUUUACAGGCAGCUACUGUAUGUUGCUUGUUUGGAUGCCUCGAUGCUAACAUAAAAAGGUCCAGACUUAUACAUAUAAGUCUAUAAAUAAAAAAAAAUGUGUUUGCUGCUUGUACCAUUUUCAGGCAAAAAGCCUGAAGCCGCCAAUUGCCCCUUCUCUCUCAAUCCAGGUUUCAGCCCUGCCUCACACACUUAAAACACAUGUAAAGUCUCACUUACGCAGAUACACGGCAGUUUGUCUUUUAUUAUUAAGCUGUUAUAUAGAAUAUAUGCUAUAUAGAAGUUUCUAUGAUGCAUUUAACAAAGUGUGAGAUCAUAAAGCUUUAUGAAAAAAUAUUAUUCGUGAGCCGUAAAGACAAAAACUGUGGGAUUUCUAACAGUGGUGCAUGUGUGCUGUAUAUUUGACAUGUAUUAUCAUGUAUUUAUACAUUAUUACCAACUUACGGUGAAUGAGAUGUGUUUUCUGCAGAAAAAAAAUGAAAAUGUGGGAAUAUGUGGGGAUCCAUUCAUGACGCUGUUAUUUAAUGGUGCUCUGGGAUGGUUUUAAAACAAGUUGAUUGUGUGAAAUAGUGUGUAUGUCCAUGUCUUGGAAGAAAUGUUUAGCUGGUUAUAUGCCAGUUGCAUAUACAUAUAUGUAAAAUGUUAUACAGUAUACUAUAAGUACCUCUCCUCAGUUCUGAGAGCAUUCUCCAGCUCUUUGACUCGGGUCUCCGUCUUGGAGAUGAUAUCAUCUGAAGGUUUGGCGCUCUGAAAGUCGUCCAACUCCACACGCAGCUCACGAUACUUCACAGAGACACAAAAAUUUUUGCAGGUGAUUCAUUCAUUGCAUUCAUUGAUGAUUGUCAAACGACUAUACUUCUUCUACACAUCUAUUCAUAUUUUACAGCAAACCGAUGGCUAAACACUAAAACACAAUUGUCUGUAUGUCAAGAUAUACUCAUUUACAAUUACUGCAUAAUGUGCAUCAUUUUGAAAAAGUCAAUGUAUCAUAUACGAUAUGAAAAAACGGAAUGAAACUUUUCCAGAGUUUUGCUACCCUCACUUCAGGCCGGCCACGUGAUAUCCCGUACAUACUGUAUAUCAGAAACACUGUAUACAAGAAUACAAGGACGUGCAAACCACACAGGACACGCACCUGACGCUCCAUGAUGGCCUUCUCAGUUUCCAGCUGGUCGUUCAGAUCUUUUUCCUGAAUCAGCUUCAGCUGCAGCUGCUCAGUCUGACAGAAAACAUAAACGUGUCAACAGCAUUGAAAUAAUCUGAUCAAAUUAAAACUAAACACUAAUUCACACAUACUCUACCUGUUCAAUAGCUCUCUUGUGCUUGGCGGCCCAUCGCUGCUCGCUGUCAUGCAGCUCCUCCACAUCACUCUCGAGGUCAAUCAUUUUCUCCUAAAAGUCACAUAAAGUGGGGAAAUAAUUAUUAGAGUAUGUAUGUUUAUUACGAAGCUAUUAACAGUCCAUUUUUUAUAG